CGUGUCAUCGCGGAGCGGCUGUCGGACAGGUGCCGUGGGAAGGGCAGGAUAUUCUCCUGUAUUAUUUGCCACGCGGAAGUGCGAACGCUGUGCGUCUCCCUGCGGCUGAACGAUAAGCAGCCGCCCUGAUAAACACCGGAACACCUGCUGCUGCUGCUGCUCCCUCUAUCCCAACAUGGCACCCAGAGAUCCUCUGCUCGCCUCCCUCAAAGUGUGUCUCCUGAACAUGCAGUCAGACGGAGGCGCAGUGACGGACUCCAGUCCUCACCUCCCCUCCUGCUGCGAGCUGCUGGAGCUGGUCCUCAGGAAGGGGCUGCAGCAGCCGGUCCUGAGUCUGGUCCAGAGAGAUUACUGGCAGUGCUUCGAGCAACUUCCUCAUCAAGACACCUGUGGCAGGCUCUCUGCUCUUUCUCUGGCUGUCGAGCAGACCAGAGUUUGCAGGAAGCUCAUCUCAGCCCAAGGCCGGGGCCGCUACCUGCUGCGGCUGGCCCUCGGCCGCAAGGCUCUGUCGCAGUUCUUCACCCACCUGCUGCACACGCCUAGAGUUCUGGAGGUCAGACACGCUGCCAACGCUUUGCUUUCGCUGAUCCGUUACUCCUCACUUAUACGUCUGUUCAUCCUCCGUUUACAGUGGUACAGUCCCACGUUAUCGAUCCUCAGGAAUGAGGAUUUUGUCGAGCCGUUCAUGUCGCUGCUGCUGGUGCUCUCUCACAUGGAGUUCAAGCUGGACAUGGAGAACUGUAGUUUUCUAGAUGAGAGCUGGCUGCUACCGGUGUGUGACACCUAUGAAGUCGUGCCCUGUCGGGAAGUUGGGAUGGUUUUAAGGUAUCUAAGCGGGCGUGUCUUCGUCCUGGACUUGGUGCCUGGCAGCCAGGCUCAUGUUGACAUGUUUGUCUCCUCUGGUGACAUCAUCGAUGAGAUCAAUGGGUCUUCCCUGAGAAACUGCAAAAACGGACAAGCAGGCGUUCUUCUGUCCAGUCUCAAGGGCUGCCCUCUGUCCAUCCGUAUUCUGCGAUGCAGGGCCCAGGACGGAACGAUAUAUCGUCCCCUCGUCAAAAUCUUGAAGGCCCUGAGGAUGGAGAACCCCAACGCGCAGCUCGGCCUCUCUCCCCAACAAAAGCAAGCCAACGUCAGUCAAAAGCCUCCCGGCGCCUCCCAGUGCCUCAAAGAGGGAAGAAUCGUCUACAUUGUGAAGUACUUGGGGAAAGCAAACAUCGGAAUGUUUGGAGGAAAGGAAGUCUUGCAGCAUGCAAUUCCUCAGGUGUUGCAUAAAAACCAGCCAAGCAAGGAGGUGCUCUUAGACCUAAAGGAAACACAUUUGACGUGUACGGACCGAAAUAGUACAAUGAAGCUGUUUGAGCAUCACUACCCAGAGGUUUCUUGCGUAGGGAGGUUUGCUCAACCCGGAUACACGAUAUUCGCCUUCUGCGUGGCAGAUUCUCCAGAAACCCCUCAGUCCUCUGGGUUUUGUUGCGUUGUGUUCAAAGCCGGCAGCAUGAAGGAGUGCGAGGAUAUAGUCUGCCGCAUUGCUGCUGGGUUCAAGCAUACAGAAUGGUUUGUAUAGCCACCGAUCAACUCACCCAUGUAAAAAAAAACAAACAAAAAAAAAACAUGUUAAAACUGUGUUAUUGUCUGUAUAUCACCACAAGACACAACUUUGUAUUCAUAAAGACCUUUAAUAGAAAGACA
Messenger RNA from Poeciliopsis prolifica (blackstripe livebearer), 1689 nucleotides. RefSeq lists its product as uncharacterized. The coding region runs from base 176 to 1564 and encodes 462 amino acids. Lineage: Eukaryota; Metazoa; Chordata; Actinopteri; Cyprinodontiformes; Poeciliidae. Gene Ontology annotation, molecular function: protein binding. The record is from RefSeq and is a predicted model, not a curated record. The transcript is spliced from 15 exons.